ACAAAAUUAUCGCUGGCAACACGCAAAACCACUCUGCUCUAUCCCAGCGAAAGUCUCCUAUCACCAUGAACUUGAAAUUGUGCGCGAUGUAAACCGCGACCGCGAACUUCAUUAAAUUGUCGCCCAAUCGGGAACCGGUCUGUGUAUAGGCAUACGAUACAAACUCAUGCACUCUGCGUUGACCACCAACUCCGUAAUCAAGUUUCCACAGUGUAUAGCAGCAGAGCUGAGCUGAACAGAACAUAUCCUAUACGGAGAACCACCAGAGAAGAUCACCGCCUGCUACCCAGUUAGUUGUUCGGCAGUCAGUGAUUGUAAACAUCUGAUCGCGCGCGCGCGCGUGGACUGCAAAAUCCGCUAGACACAGUCAUCUAGUGGGCCGCGACGUAGACUAAACGCAUCGCAUCCCCCGAAAGAAAGACAACAGACACACGCUUCGUGAGAUUCGCGGUCCGUGAGUGCGAAAGAAAGGUGAAUGCGGUGGUGUCGAAGUUAUCUGCUGUUUGCAAUCAACAACAUCAACAGCUGCUUAUCGCCCCAUCAAAGGAGACCACGUGCACUCCUCAGCAGCCUGGUGGCCAUUUCCGCCGCCGAAAGUUCGCACCACUCGGUGGCCAGUGUGGUUUCGGCAGCCGGUGCCACCAUCGGUGCAGCAUCAAACCCUCACGUGGAAGUGACACCCCGACGGAACAGUCUCCCGGCGCCCCCGAUCUUCAAAUCCAUCAGCAACGGUAGCAGUAAGCAGCACAACAACAACGGUAACAACCAUCAGGCCGGUACCAGAACGAUGACCAACGAUCGCAGCACAACGGCUGCCGAGCAACUGGCCAAGCGACCGCAGGAGGCACGGGAAAUGCUCAAGAGGGCGCAAAUCGUGUGCUUCGACGUGGACUCCACCAUCAUCACCGAGGAGGGCAUCGACGAGCUGGCGCAAUUCUGCGGCAAAGGUGCCGAAGUUGCUGCAUUAACCAAAGAAGCCAUGGGCGGCAGCAUGACCUUCCAGGAGGCGCUCAAACGCCGUCUGGACAUUAUCAAACCAUCGCAGCGACAGAUCCGGGAGUUCCUCAAGACUCACCCGAGCACAGUUUCCGCCGGCGUACGAGAGCUGAUCGACCAGCUGCGGCAGAACAGUGCCGAGAUCUACCUGGUCAGCGGAGGAUUCGACUGUCUGAUCGAACCGGUGGCGGACGCCCUGGAGGUUCCUCUGUGCAAUCUCUUUGCCAACAAGUUGUAUUUCCACUUCAAUGGAAGUUACGCCGGAUUCGACACCAACCAGGUCACAUCGAAAUCCGGAGGCAAGGGAGAGGCAAUCAAACUUAUCAAGAGCCGAUUCAACAGCGACAAGGUGGUGGCUAUGGUUGGCGACGGAAUGACCGAUUUGGAAGCCAACCCGCCAGCGGAUUUCUUCAUUGGAUAUGGAGGUAACGCUGUGCGGGAGGAGGUCCAAAAGCGAGCGACGUAUUAUGUGACGAAUUUUGCUGAUUUGCUGUGGUAGACGAUAGUUGUAUAUGUAUCGUGAUCUAGCAUGUAAAUUUUAGUAUUAAGUAAAUAAAUUGUUUCUAUACGCAACAA
Messenger RNA from Aedes albopictus (Asian tiger mosquito), 1572 nucleotides. It is a transcript of the gene aay, whose product is annotated as phosphoserine phosphatase. The record is from RefSeq and is a predicted model, not a curated record. NCBI's taxonomy places the organism in Eukaryota, Metazoa, Arthropoda, Insecta, Diptera, Culicidae. Gene Ontology annotation, molecular function: magnesium ion binding; L-phosphoserine phosphatase activity. Gene Ontology annotation, cellular component: cytoplasm. Gene Ontology annotation, biological process: dephosphorylation; L-serine biosynthetic process. The transcript has 5 exons. The coding region runs from base 476 to 1495 and encodes 339 amino acids.